GAGGAGUAGCAGCAGAAGGAGCAGCAGGAGGAGGAUCAGCAGCAGAAGGAGCAGCAGCAGGAGAAGCAGCAACAGGAGGAGCAGCAGGAGCGGGAAGAGAUGCUGCCCGUCACCGUGAACAUCAAGCUGCCCGCGCGCUCGCUACCCGGGGCGCUGCACGCCAACAACCGCCUCGCCGCGGACUGGGGAUGGCAGGGCUUGCUGGCAUACGGAUGCCAUUCGCUGGUUAUGGUGGUGGAUCCUCGCACGGCCCAGACAAUCCAGGCCCUGGACAAACACAAGGCAACUGUCGUCAAGGUGAAAUGGGCUCGGGAGAACUACCACCACGAUGCGUGCGCCCCCUACUCCGCCCGCUUGGCCUCGGGGGACGCGAGCGGCAAAAUCGUGGUGUGGGACGUGGCCGCGGGCGGAGCACGCUGCGAGAUCCAGGAGUACACGAAGCCCGUGCAGGACAUGGAGUGGCUGUGGAGCCAGGACGCCAGCCUGGACCUGCUUCUCGCCGUGCAUCCCCCGAAUUUGCUGGUGCUGUGGAACGCAGACACGGGCACCAAGCUGUGGAAGAAGAGCUACGCGGAGAACAUCAUCUCCUUCUCCUGCGACCCCUUUGAUCCCUCCAGCCUCGCGCUGCUGACGAGCGAGGGCAUGGUGUUCGUGCACGACUUCUCCCCGUCGAGGCCGCCCCCGAGCGCAGGCAGGAAGGUUUACAUCUCCAGCCCCAGCUCAAGCCCCGCCGGUGCCGCCGCGGCAGCGGGGCGCGCCCCCACGGGCGCCCGGCGAGCGCUCAACCGCGUCAAGACGCUGAUCACCGACGAGAAGCCGAGUGUGGAGGGGGUGCUGCUCACAGAGUGCAUCCAGAUGUCGUACCUGCCCGCCCACCGCUCCCACAUGCUGCUGCUGUACCCACGCGAGAUCGUCAUCCUCGACCUGGAGAUCAGCCAGACAGUUGGCAUCGUCGCCAUCGAGCGCAGCGGCGUGCCCUUCCUGCAGGUAAUCCCGUGCCGCCAGCGCGAUGCCCUCUUCUGUCUGCACGAGAACGGCUGCACCACCCUGCGGGUGCGGCGCCCCAACCGCCCCAGCGUGCCCGUGCCGGCCCCCGCCGACGAGGCCGAGGUGGACUGUGUGUCUGCGGACGUGGUGUACGAGCUGCGCUGUCAGUCGGACGCGGUGCGCGUCACCAAGACGGUGCGCCCCAUGGCGCUGGGCUGCUGCCCCGUGGGGGAGAAUGCGGCGGCAAUGCUGGUGAGCGACGGACGCCUUCUCGUGUGGGAGCUGCACGCCACACGCGGCUGUGGUCAGGGUGGCUCCUCUCAGCUGCUGUCUCCGCUCUCCUUCUGCGGGGCACUUGCUGGGCCAUGCACCCCCUCGCUGCCGGAUCUUUCCCUCGACAGCGCCUUUGGCCAGUGCCUGGUGUUUGCGGACGAGCGCUCCGCAAGGCCGCCGGGUCCGCAGCAGGAAGUUUCCCUGCGCUUCCUGCUCACGGGGCUGCUCUCCGGCCUGCCGCCCCCGCCGUUUGUGCUGCGCAUGUGCCCCCCACUCACCACCAAGAACCUGGAGCAGUACCAGCCCCUGCUGGCCGUCGGCACGAGUAGCGGCUCGGUGCUGGUUUACCAUCUCACCAGCGGGCUGCUCUACAAGGAGUUCAGUGUGCACACCUGUGAGGUCCGGGGUAUUGAGUGGGUGAGCCUGACGUCAUUCCUGUCCCACGCCAGCUCCACCCCUAAUAACAUGGGCUUGGUUCGCAAUGAACUUCAACUGGUGGACAUGUCUACAGGGCGGAGCACGCCGUUCCGCGGCGAGAGGGGGAACGAUGAGCCUCCCAUCGACAUGAUCAAGAUCUCCCACCUCAAGCAGUAUCUGAUUGUGGCGUUCCGCGACAAGCCCGUCGAGCUGUGGGACGUACGCACGGGCGCCUUGCUGCGCGAGAUGCCCAAGACCUUCCCGGCCGUCACGGCCCUGGAGUGGUCCCCCUCUCACAACCUGCGCACCCUGCGCAAGAAGCAACUGGCGGCGCGGGAGGCGAUGGCGCGGCAAACGAGCGUGACCGAUGGGGAGACCGGCUCCCUGCAACCCUCGCUCAUCAGUCUUCUGCAGGACGCGGAGAGCAAGGCGGAACAGGGGGCGACUGUGUGCGCGCGUGAACACUUUGUGUUCACCGACUCCAAUGGAGUCAUCUACCACUUCACCGUGGAGGGCACGAGCGUCAAGGAGGGGGCACGCAUCCCCCCCGAUGCCAGCAUGGGCAGCCAUCAGCAGCAAUUGCCUGGAAGGGAGAUGUUUCUGGUGCUCGGUGACUCGGAUGGAAACCUCAACUUCUGGGACCUGAAGGCGAAGCUGUCCAGGGGAAUCCCCACUCACCGAGGCUGGGUGCGGAGGUUGCGCUUCGCUCCCGGGAAGGGGAACUCGCGCCUCCUCGUUCUGUACAACGACGGCAUCGAGAUUUGGGACACCAAGGAGGUGAAGAUGGUGAGCAGCCUGCGCAGUGGGCGCAGCGUGGCGUGGCGCGUGCUCGACGUGGACUGGUGCACCUCGGACAAGGCGGUGCUCGCGUGCGAGGACGGCUGCGUGCGCGUCAGCGACACGGCGCUCCGGGGCUCCGCAUUCCGCAUGGAGGAGCAGGAGCUCACCGAUGCGCUGUGGUGUCCGUAUCUGCUGCCCCCGCGCGCCGGCCUGGCGCUGAAGGCCAUCCUGCUGCACCAGCCGUGGGAUUGCCGGCACACGCUGCAGAUUGACGACAUAGACUACCAGGAGCAUGUGGACGUGAAGCGCCUCUUGCAGGAGCAGCUGGACGCUUUGUCCAACGACUACAAGAGUCUGCUGCUGAACCCCAACUUCUCCCUCCUGCAGAGGUGUCUCCUGACGGCCCGUCUGUUUGGGGACGAGUCGGAGCUGCACUUCUGGACGGUGGCCGGGUUCUACCUGCAGCACCACAAGCGCACGGCGGGGCUGGCAGGGCCCAGCGGCGACGGCCUCGACGUCUGCUACGAUCUGCUCUGUGACAACGCCUACUUCCAGAGGUGGCAGCUGGAGAGGGUUGGCUUGCAGGAAGCCAAGCGUGCGACGUACGUGCACACUAACAAGUGCGCCGACAAACUGCUGCUGCUGGGACAGACGGAGCGCGCGGUGCAGCUGCUGCUGGAGACGAGUGCGGAGAACGCGGCCUACCACAGCGACUCGCUCAAGGCCUGCCUCGUGAGCACACUGCCCGCCUGCGGAGCUGCGCAGAGCACCAUCAAGCUCGUCGCCACCAACAUGAUCGCCAGCGGCAAGCUUUCGGAAGGUGUGCAGCUGCUGUGUCUCAUUGACAAGGCGGCCGACGCGUGCCGAUACCUGCAGACGUACGGCCAGUGGAACCAAGCGGCCUGGCUCGCAAAGGUGCGGCUGGGCCAGGAGGAGUGUGGGGAGGUGCUGAAGCGCUGGGCCGAUCACCUCUGCUCUCCGCACGUCAACCAGAAGUCACGCGCGAUCCUCGUGCUGCUGUCGCUUGGCUGCUUCCAGCGCGUGCUGGACAUGCUGCACAGCAUGCGCUACUUCGACCGGGCGGCGCUCUUCCUGGAGGCGUGCGUGCAGGCCGGGGUGCUCGCGGACCCAACCGACGCUUCUCGGCCCCUGACGGAGUCGGUGUGCGCGGAGUACGGCCGCUACCUGCGCUCGCUGGGCCUGGGCAGCGCGGCCGCCGAGUACGCGGCACGUGGCGGCCCCGCCGGCGUCGAGAUCCUGGCCCAGCUCGCGCCGUCUCGGGAGGCGGAGACACCGGACUCCAACAAGACGAGCGGCCUAGAGCCCGACAAAGCGGCGCCGCAUGUGCCGGGGACGCUGGGCUCGUCGUGCAUGGUAGAAGCGUAGGGCUUGCCGACUCCAGGGGCCGCCCCCUUGGGGUGCCGACCGCAGGUGACGGGGGGGGGGGGGGGGUGGUGGCGCGCUUGGGAAGGAUAGAGAGCGCGCGCGGGACCCAGCGCAGCAAGCGGAGGACUCUUCGAUAAGACGGCGCGCGGGGGGACGACGGACCCCAUGGCGCCAGCACGCGGCACGCAACGCUGCACCAGAGGCGGAGCGACGGCAGCGUCGGAGCACCUUGCACGAAUCCAUUCCUUUGGGGCUUGCGGCACGAAGAGUUGCAAAGGAACAACGGACUGUAACGAGUGGACCGUUAGCAGACACUUUGUUGGGAGUGCUCUUUGUUAAAAACCACAUGAAACAUUGAGGCUAUAAUUUGCAAUGUAGAGAUGGGGAAGUGCAGAUGCACGGGUGAGGGUUGAAAACACUUUAAAUCUAAAACGCCGACACCCUAAAAUGAUUUGAUGUGACGAUGUAUUUGAUACAAACACAAGGUACAAUAUAAUUGAUGUACACAUUGCUUUGGCCAAAGUGGCCCUGGAAUGUGGCUGUGGACAGGCCUAUUGGAGAGGAUUGAUGGUAGCGUUUAGGUGCGCAAUGCAGAAUCACGUUUUUGGAUUAAGCCUGAAACAUGAGCAGUUUUCACCGAUUGCAUCGAGUCCAUUAUGUUUUGAGUCACAUGUUUGGCCCCACUGUGAAAUGGGAACACAGCCGACACGUGUUGAAAGGUUCCAUCGGCAGGAGUAAAACCCCAGCUGAGGGACAGCGCACACCAAGUAAUGUCGCUCGGUCUCUGAUACCACCAAAAGGAGUGGGGGUGGCGCCGCAAGUCAGAGGAGGGGGCGACCCCUUGAGCUGCUGGUGGGUCUGUGGGCCACGCUGCCCUGGGCGCGGGGGACGCGUGACAUCGCGAGGCGCGACGUGAGGAUUAUGUGCGAGAGGAGCUCUGCUGUACUUGGAUAUGUGUCGGAUCGUCCGGUGCAAACACGUGACUCCACAGCAUGGGAUUUAUUUACCGAUGUUAUCAUUAUCUUAAGAAAAGGAGACAAAAGCAUUCCUUUUUAAAUUUCCGAAUGCACACAUUUAUUUGCGCAAAGCUUGGCUUGUAUUGACAUGAGCACGCUCUGAACAGAUCUGUUCUAGAGCGGUAAGCUGUGUGGACCAUGCAAUCCAGCGCCAAGACACAGGUGAUGGCACCAGCCAACCUCUUGAUGAUCAGACUCAUGCCUGUGUCGUCCAGGCCAGAGCGGACAUUGGUAGUAUUUGAGGUGGCAACAUUCAAUUGGUACACAUUACAUAACAUGGCAAAUAAAGUUAACUAUAUGAUCACUUUUCAAAUCGGUUAACGGUGUUUUUUUUGUGUGGUUAAAAUGUUUUUCCAUUUCACGUGAUGCGGAACGUUAAAUAUGUGGACUACUACCAAAUUCUUAUCGAAUUUCAUGUAGCGGCUCUUGCCAACAACAGCUGUCUCUCCGGGAGCAGCCGCUGUGUUAUUCGCUGCCGUUACGUGCGCCCUGAGUCACACGAUGCAGACCACCGAUGUGCACGCACAGGUGAACGACUGGCACCAGCCGACCUCGAGGUGGAUCAGCUGUUCUUCCUUGCUUGGGAUGAGAGUACAAUACUGUAUGGACACGCUGAACACUUUCUGAAGCGAUGUUUAAGUGUUCCUGCCCAACGUAAUUGUACUCGAGCUGUUGUUGCUGUGAUGAUGUGCUGUGUGCUGUUCUCAAUAAACUCGACGUUACUU
Messenger RNA from Petromyzon marinus (sea lamprey), 5584 nucleotides. RefSeq names its product WD repeat domain 11 (gene WDR11). Gene Ontology annotation, cellular component: cytoplasm. Lineage: Eukaryota; Metazoa; Chordata; Hyperoartia; Petromyzontiformes; Petromyzontidae. Gene Ontology annotation, molecular function: protein binding. The record is from RefSeq and is a predicted model, not a curated record.